This is a messenger RNA of Gossypium raimondii (Peruvian cotton), 2066 nucleotides long. Its product is annotated as pentatricopeptide repeat-containing protein At3g02650, mitochondrial. Bases 79 to 1782 code for a protein of 567 amino acids. The transcript has a single exon. NCBI's taxonomy places the organism in Eukaryota, Viridiplantae, Streptophyta, Magnoliopsida, Malvales, Malvaceae. The record is from RefSeq and is a predicted model, not a curated record. Gene Ontology annotation, molecular function: protein binding.
GUAAGAUAUAGGGUUAGGGUUUUGCAGUUUGCACACUUCCAGAGUUUUUUCAAGUACGUACAACAGAAAGAGGAAGAGAUGUGGAGAUCAAUGGCGGCAAGAUCCAGGCUGUUGAUGGUAGCACGGGAAUUCGGUGCUACCCAAAUGAACCAGGUUCUAUGUCGUAAACCUUUCCAUUCCUUCCCCAAAGCAUCACUCUCUCCAAUCCUUCAUCGUUUUUUCUCCCAUUCAUCCGCGAAUCCAAGCGAUGAUUCUUCCCCUGGUUUCACAGAAAAUGGGGAUCCCCAGUUGGAUUUCAUCGCUGGGAUCGAGACUAGCGACACCCAAGUUCCCUCUUUCGAGGGUCUUGCAGUUGAUGAGACCGGAAUGGACAAUUUCGUAAUCGGAGAUUCAAAAAUUGACAUGGAAGAAGAAACCCAAGCUUAUGAGAUUGAUGGUAACAAGUUAGAAAACGUGUUGUCUUUAUUGCAAAGUAGAGUUGAUGGGUCUUUAGAAUCUAAUCUUAAUGCUAUGGAUUUGGAUUUACAUGAAGAUUUCGUUGUUAAAGUUGUUGAAACUCCGUAUAUUUUGGGUGAAAAUUUGAUUAGGUUUUUGAAAUGGGUAAUGGAGAAACCUGGGUUUAAUGUGACUGCUACUGUUGUUGAUUCACUUGUUAAGGUUAUUUGUAGUGAUGCUAGGAUGAAGAAUGCUUAUGAUUUGUGGGAUUUGGUUAAGAAAAUUGGGGAGAAAAGGGAUGGGGUUUUGAAUGUGGGUGUUUUAAAUGAGUUGAUUGCUUUGUUUUCGAAGUUGGGUAAAGGGAAGGCAGCUAUGGAGGUGUUUGAUAAAUUUGCGGAUUUUGGGUGUGUCCCGAAUGAAGAUAGUUUUUAUUUCACUAUUGAAGCUCUAUGUCGACGGUCUUUUUAUGAUUGGGGUUGGUCUGUGUGUGAAAAGAUGCUCGGUGAAGAGAGCUUGCCGGAUGGUGAACGGGUUGGGAAGAUUAUAUCUUGGUUUUGUAAAGGUGGUAAGGCUAAGGAGGCUCACACGGUUUAUUUGUCGGCCAAGGGGAAAAACAAGGUUCUUCCUCGUUCUUCUGUUAAUUUCUUAAUCGGUUCACUCUGUAAGAAGGAUGAAACGGUGAAGUUAGCUUUGGAGAUGUUAGAUGGAUUCUCCGGAGAUGAAAGGAAAUAUGCAAUCAAGCCGUUCUCGGCUGUUGUACGUGGUCUGUGUAGGACGAAAAAUGUUGAUGAAGCCAAAAACGUGAUUCUUAGAAUGAUUGAAGAAGGGCCGCCUCCUGGAAACGCGGUUUUCAAUUCAGUUGUCAAUGGAUAUUCAAAGGCAGGAGAUAUGGAAAAAGCAAAGGAGGUGAUGGAACUGAUGGAGACUAGGGGGUUGAAACCUGAUGUUUACACAUACACUGUCGUAAUGAGUGGUUACGCAAACGGUGGCCAAAUGGAUCAAGCUUGUGAAGUAUUGUCAGAAGCCAAGAAAAAACAUACUAAGCUGAGUCCGGCAACUUAUCACACUCUAAUUCGUGGAUACUGCAAAAUCAAAGAGUUUGACAAGGCUUUGAACCUAUUGGCCGAGAUGAAAGAUUUCGGUGUCCAACCUAAUGUCGAUGAAUACAAUAAAUUGAUCCAAUCUCUUUGCUUAAAGGUCUUAGAUUGGCAAACAGCUGAGAAACUAUUCGAUGAAAUGAAGGAAAACGGCUUGUAUCUUAAUGGAAUCACCCGAAGUCUUAUAAUGGCAGUUAAGGAGCUCGAAGCAGAAGGAACAGACAUCAUGGAAUCAACCACUAAAGCUUAAAACUCAUUACUGAUUUUAGGGAAAUGGAUGUAGCAUGCCCUACCUUAUCGACAAUAGAUGAAAAGGUGAGGCAUAUUUACUUUGAAUCAAUUGAGACCAUGUGUUUAUUUAAUUUGUAGGGAUGCAUUUUUGGGGGUUCUUUAUACUUUAAAAUUGGAACACAACUUUUCUUGUAGAAUUGGUUUUUGUUUCCUUUUGCAAGUGAGAAUAAGCAAAGACAAUGGUUUCAAGUCAAUAUGUGUCAAUUUAUAUUAGAAAUUCUAUUUGUUAUUUAUAUUGUUUAA